AUGUCGGCAUUAUUUCGUCUUUUAACGGGUAGGAGACGUACCCGACUCGGUGGAGGUAAUACCACAACCGAUGGAGGACAGGUAGCUGGUCGCAAGAAAAAUCAGCUCACGUGUAACGUCGUUCUUCUGGAUGGCACUGUUUAUACCGUUGACAUAAGUAAAAAGUCAACUGGUGAAGAUCUUAUUGAGCAAGUAUUUUACUACCUGGAUUUGAUUGAAAAAGAAUAUUUUGGUUUACAAUUCUCAGAUGCACACAAUGUUAACCACUGGGUUGAUCCAACAAAGUUACUUAAGAAACAAGUCAAAAUUGGACCUUCAUAUACGUUCCGUUUUAAGGUGAAAUUCUUUUCUUCAGAACCCAAUAAUCUCCAUGAAGAAAUUACACGGUACAUGUUUUUCUUACAAAUCAAGAGUGAUAUACUUUCUGGGAAACUCAAGUGUUCAUUUGAGACUACUGUUGAACUGGCUGCUUUGGCUCUUCAAUCUGAACUUGGGGACUUUGACCCUGAGGUCCACUCACCAGGUUUCAUAUCUGAAUUUCGUUUUGUACCCAACCAAACUGAAGAAAUGGAGAUAGAGAUUUAUAAACAAUACCAAAAUGUCGGUGGUUUAACUCCUGCCCAAUCAGAGCUGGCUUACUUGAACAAAGCAAAAUGGCUAGAAUUGUAUGGUGUUGACAUGCACAUUGUCAUUGGCCGUGAUGGUAUCUCUUAUCAACUUGGUUUAACACCAAGUGGAAUUUUGGUAUUUGAGAAUGAGGACAAAAUAGGAUUGUUCUUCUGGCCAAAGAUCACAUCACUGAACUUUAAGAAUAAGAAACUAAUCCUUGUUGUUGUGGAAGAUGAUGACAAGGGCAAUGAACAGGAACACACCUUCUUGUUUCGCCUGCAAGACCGCAAAGCAUGUAAGCAUCUAUGGAAGUGUGCGGUGGAACAUCAUGCCUUCUUCCGACUGAAGAAGCCCCUGAAAGGAGCCAAUGCAAGGCAGAACUUCUUUAGAAUGGGAUCACGCUUUCGAUACAGUGGCUACACAGAAUACCAAACGGCUGCCAUCAAUCGAGCUCGGCGUGGUGUCAAGUUCGAGAGGAGAGCAAGUCAAAGGUACUCAAGACGGCCAACAUUUGAGAGACAGGAGAAAGAAGAGGAGAUGCUACGACGUAAUGCCGAGUCCAGAAAACAAGUACAGAGAGGACAAGACAUUGAUGGUGAGACCAGGACAAAAGGAAGCCAAGAAUCUCUGCUUGAUUCCUCUUCUCACUCAAUGGUGACAACAUUGACACAAUCCCCAAAACAGAGACCUGGUAGUAAGGUCACCAAUUCCAAAAGUUCUAACAUCAGUAAUGGUAACGUUGCAACCACAGUCACACCUGACCGGCCGUCACCUGCUCCGGCCUCUGCUUUAGAACGUCUCGACUCCCUUAUAAAAGGGGUCCCACCUACUGACUCUUGUCAUCCACCUAAAGAGGAUAUCUCCCCUCCUCCCACUGCUAAAGUUACUAUGAAGAAAAAACCACAAAUGCCAGAAUACACUGAAGAAAAACCUGAAGUGUCAUUACGAGAUGCUUCAGAGAUUGCUGCUUCUAAAAUAAAAACUAUUGAACAACCCACUCCAGUGCUACAUAUCAUGAACAAUAUAAACGAAAUGAAAAACAAUCAGGAGAAAGUAACAGCUAAGACAGCUCUUCCGAUUCCUUCUGACCAAAUGAAGUGCAACAUCUUAAAGGCUAAGCAACUUGAAAGACAAGCUCAUACAGUGAAAACAGAAGUUAUCACAGAAUUCUCUGCCAAAGCUGAGAUAUCUAACAAUGAAGAGGAUGUUUAUGAUGAAGUUGACAAUGAUAACGAUGGUGUUACUGACGCUACAACCUCUUCAACAACUUCUAGUGCUAAUAUAAUGUCUGAUAAUGGACUGCAGGGAGAACAUUCUGAAGAUGCCUUCUCAACCAGUUCUAACUCUAAUGAGAAAAGCAGUCAAGAAGAAACCAGUCGGCUAAAGAAACCCAAAUCUAUCAGCUCAACUUCGUCCACAUCCAGUUGUAACGGUUUUGAUGUUCCCAGAAUUGAAACAGGAACUGACCAGAAAAAAACAAAUGAAGUUUUUGUGACAAAUUCAAAAAUAUCAAAAAUUCCUCAGCGGGAUUCAGCAAGAACAAGGGUCUUGCUGUCUUCUGAAAAGGGGAAACCUCAACUACAGGAGGAUGCGUCAAGACACAAGGACACAGCAGGGAAAUUAUCUUUCCCACCCAGCAGUCCCAGCAUCCCUAACAAUAAUUUCGACAGGGCUUCCAUUUCCUCAAAGCCCCCUUCAGCUGAGAUACUUAUUAAUUUCUCCUCAAAUAGCAAGAAUGGCAAUGUGGAUGAACCUCAGCCUACUGGAAGGAAUCCAUUCCGUUCUGGGAAUUCUCAAAUCCCUUCUCCAUUGCAGAAGUCUCCUCCUUCCCAGAUUCCUUCAGCACAGGUGACAGUCAAUAAAGCUGGUCAACAAAAUAUUGCCAAAAACCAAUCUCAGAUGCGUGUGCCAUCACAGAUCCCAUCUCUGUCACAAAAUAUGCCACCCACCCAGAUCCCUACGCUCUCACAAAACUUGCCCCCAAGCAAUAUCCCUGCUCCAUCACAGAGCUCCCCUCCCUCUCAAAUCCCUUCUCUUUCACAAAAUUCCCCUCCUUCUCUGAUCCCUGCACCAUCACAAAGCUCCUCUUCUACUCAAAUCCCUGCAUUUUCUCAGAUACCUUCUCCCACAUCAAAUUCCAAAAAUCCCUUUUACAAUUCCAAAAACAGGGCUACAAACCCUUUUGCUAAUGAAGACAACCAGAAAAGUCUUCCAAGAUCUAAGAAUCCGUUCAUCAGUCUGGCAAAUGAGGAAUCAUUGUCACAAAAGUCUAAGCUACCAGUUCUGAACACAACCAAACCUCAAGACCUUAAUAUUUUGGAUAACCCCUCUUCUAAGAAUUCUGACAUGAAUAGCCCAAUAACAGCUGAACUUGAUUCUAUUGUCGCCACCCUUACCACUGCUGGAGACAACAAGAUGAUGCCACCACCAUCAUCUUCCUCAUCGGAGCCACAGAAAACUUCUGUUCACUCAUCCGAGAGUUCUUCUGCUCCUCCCCUUGUCAGUCGAAUCGUCAAGCCUGCCAGUGAUGUGGUUAUCCAUGAGACCUCAUUCACUGGAACGAAGUGUGUGACUCGUAAAACAUCUACAACCAGUUCUAAGAGUUUACCAUGCAGGACAGCAUUGGUGAACCAUAAUAUUCCACGAACACAGUCAGCAUCCACUUCAGAAGAUGCCAACUCACAUUUCAAAGGCCAAAAGCGAUCCACUCUGACAACAGAAUUGUGAAAUGGACACAUGGGGGCAGGGAUAUCAUGACAAGAGUCUUGACCAGUGAUACACACACACACACACGUGCUUAUAUGUACCAACACACUAUUUCAUAUAUACACACAUAUACAAACAUACCUUCAGAGAUGUAAAUACUGAAACAGAUACACAUCUACAUACAAACACACAUGAACACAUAGAUAUAUGCAAACACUCACACGCUAUAUGCACUAUAUACAUUAUAUGUGUGUGUGUGUGUGUGUGUGUGUGUGUGUGUGUGUGUGUGUGUGUGUGU
Messenger RNA from Octopus bimaculoides (California two-spot octopus), 3613 nucleotides. RefSeq lists its product as uncharacterized. Gene Ontology annotation, biological process: actomyosin structure organization. Gene Ontology annotation, cellular component: cytoskeleton. The record is from RefSeq and is a predicted model, not a curated record. Lineage: Eukaryota; Metazoa; Mollusca; Cephalopoda; Octopoda; Octopodidae. Gene Ontology annotation, molecular function: cytoskeletal protein binding.